AUGAUAAACGCCGACAGCUGUGCGGAGCUCUGCGACCUGGAACUCGAUGAUGACUGUGCGGAACUGGCCGACAUGGUGGCGGCCAUCAACGUGUCGGGCAGUCGCAUCACGCCGCCCAAUGGCCACCGCCACAAGCUCACCCUGUCGGACAGGAAGCUCUCGCUGCAGGAGCGCAGCACCUACCAGGGCAGCACGGGCCGCAUGGCGCGCCGGCCCACCAUCGAGUCCAAACGUGUGUCUAUAUCAGACGGAGAGGACUGUGUACAGCUUAACCAGUACAAGCUGAAAGAUGAGAUUGGAAAGGGCUCCUAUGGUGUGGUUAAGCUGGCCUACAAUCAAGAUGAUGAACAAUAUUAUGCAAUGAAAAUGGUUUCUAAAAAGAAGAUCUUGAAGCAACAUGGGUUUCCACGCCGUCCUCCACCUCGAGGGCCCAAUGAGAAGAAGCCAAAGACAUUUGGCCCUCUGGAUCGCGUCUACCAGGAAAUAGCCAUCCUCAAGAAGCUUGAUCACCUGAACAUCGUCAAACUAGUGGAGGUACUUGAUGAUCCUGAUGAAGACAGUCUACUAAUGGUAUUCGAGCUUGUGAGACAAGGGCCGGUAAUGGAGGUCCCCACAGAUAUCCCCUUCAUUGAAGAGCAGUGUCGCUACUACUUCAGAGACAUUGUCCUUGGCAUCGAGUACUUGCACUACCAGAAGAUCAUCCACAGGGACAUCAAGCCCUCCAACCUGCUCCUGGGAGAUGACGGCCACAUCAAGAUCGCCGAUUUUGGCGUGAGCAACGUCUUCGAGGGCACAGACGCCCUCCUGUCCAGCACGGCAGGAACCCCAGCCUUCAUGGCCCCAGAGACCCUCAUCGACCAGGACGAGAGCUUCAGCGGCAAGGCUCUAGAUGUGUGGGCCAUGGGUGUCACUCUAUACUGUUUCGCCUUUGGAAAGUGCCCUUUCGUGGACGAGUACAUCCUGGCUCUGCACACCAAGAUCAAGAGCAGCCCUGUGGAGUUCCCCGACACGGCUAUUAUCAGCGAAGGCUUACAAGACCUCCUCCUGCGGAUGCUGGACAAAAAUCCAGAGUCCAGAAUCUCCAUACCAGAGAUCAAGGUGCACGGGUGGGUGACGCUGUGUGGCACGGACCCCCUGCCCUUGGAGGAGGACCACUGCACGGUGAUAGAGGUCACUGAGGAGGAGGUGUUCAACUCAGUCAAGCUCGUCCCCAGCCUCUCCACUGUGAUUCUGGUGAAGGCGAUGCUGAGGAAGCGCUCCUUCAGCAAUCCCUUCGAGAUCCCUGGCAGGAGACAGGGACGAUCUAUGUCUGCCCCGAGCAACUUGUUAUCUGAAAUGAUCAAAACAGGUGGCUUGAGGCCCAAAUCAAGAUUCAGCAGCAGUGGAAGUAGGGACGGGGAGCUGCAGGAGGUGAAUGAGGGGACUGAUGAUGCCUUCCUCUGA
Messenger RNA from Engraulis encrasicolus (European anchovy), 1443 nucleotides. It is a transcript of the gene camkk1b, whose product is annotated as calcium/calmodulin-dependent protein kinase kinase 1, alpha b. The transcript has 16 exons. Gene Ontology annotation, molecular function: ATP binding; calmodulin binding; calcium/calmodulin-dependent protein kinase activity. Gene Ontology annotation, cellular component: cytoplasm. The coding region runs from base 1 to 1443 and encodes 480 amino acids. The record is from RefSeq and is a predicted model, not a curated record. Gene Ontology annotation, biological process: intracellular signal transduction; protein phosphorylation; positive regulation of protein kinase activity. Lineage: Eukaryota; Metazoa; Chordata; Actinopteri; Clupeiformes; Engraulidae.